This is a messenger RNA of Saprolegnia diclina VS20, 908 nucleotides long. RefSeq lists its product as hypothetical. The coding region runs from base 1 to 861 and encodes 286 amino acids. The record is from RefSeq and is a predicted model, not a curated record. NCBI's taxonomy places the organism in Eukaryota, Oomycota, Saprolegniomycetes, Saprolegniales, Saprolegniaceae. The transcript is spliced from 4 exons.
AUGCAGCUGCUCCGAGAGAAGCUGGCUGUCAACAAGCAAGCUGGCCUUCAGCACCUUGAGAAGAUCAUCCUCAAGCGGGCAUUUUUUUACAAGUCGUGGAGCCCCAAGACGAAGCGUCCUCGUGACAAGGAGUCGUCCGACGAAGACGAGAAACCGUCGCACGAGGAGCAGCAAGGUGCGCGCGGGAAGAAGAAGCGCAAGUUCAAGCAGAAGGACAACAAGCCUCCAGUGCAACAAGAACGCAAGAACGAUGGAACGACCAAGGCGAUUGCCGUCAAGAAGGAUUGGAAGAGCGGUCGUCGUGGCGGAGGCGGCGACGGCAGCAAACAAGGCGGCAACGAAGGCAACGGGGGCGGUGACAAGAAGAAGACCAAGUUGAUGCGGGAAACCGCGGCGAAGACGCACCAAGAAGAGUUUGUCGCCAACGUUGCUGCUCGGCUCGUCACUUGGCUCGGCCCGUUCCAGAUUACGGAAGUGACGCCGUACUCGUGCGUCAUCCGUCAUUUCCUCUCGGGUAAAGAGCGCCAUGCACAUACGAGCCGCCUCAAGCCGUACGCCGAAGGCAGCUUUGAGCUCACGCAAGAGAUCCGCGAGCAUGUGUCCGAGCAGGGCGUGCUUUUGAAGAUCCGUGAGAUCAAGGCAGUACGGCUCAACCAAAGUGCCCGAGCGUGGGAGAUCCUCUGCCUAUGGGAAGGCCUGGAAGACAUCGAAGCAUCGUGGGAGCUGUUCUCGUCGAUCGCGACGGAUGCCCCUGCGGUUGCUCGACAGUUUGCGGAGCAAGUCGCAGACCCCCGAGCGCGGGAUGAAGAGCUCAAGCAACUAGAAGAACGGUCUGCAGCGUCGACACGACGAUGGUCGUGACGUGCGGACUACCAAGAGAAGCAACCUAGUACGUGAUCCCGGCGAUC